Messenger RNA from Oikopleura dioica, 579 nucleotides. The record is from the annotation of a GenBank genome assembly. NCBI's taxonomy places the organism in Eukaryota, Metazoa, Chordata, Appendicularia, Copelata, Oikopleuridae.
AUGAGCUCAAAACUCAGAGAUGCGGUCUACGCUUACUUUUCCUGGAUCAAGGAGCUCCGAAAAGCACCAAAGACCUCGUCGUUCCUCGAUAUCAUUGGGCAGCUUGGUAUCAGUGAAGAAAACUGGUUGCGUUUCGGAACGAUUUGGCGGGAAAUAGCAGCAAUGUGCCCCCACCAAGAAAACAACUCGCGAUCGUUGCUGACGACGUUUUUAAAAUACACCGACCAGGAUCUGCACAUUCAAGCAAAUCUGCGCAAAUGCGACCAAUUCAUCGACAUAGAAGACUUGCCAGCCCUGAUGAGGAGGGUCCUAAAAGUAUCCUCGAUGGAAAUCCCAAUGAUCCAACUCUACGAAGAAGGGACCAUCAAACUUCACCGUCUGGACGUGGCGCUAGAAUUAUUUGAACGACUGAAGCCGGUGAAAAGAAUGAGCCCAAAGGACAAGAUCAUCUUUUUGGAAGAAAUUCGCUACCAUCUCGAGCAGCGAUUCCCGACGAGAUCGAUGAUGAAAUCGUACGUUAAUGGCACUUCGAAUAUGUUCUUCAAAAUCAACAAAAUGGCACUUCCAAAAGAUCCUUAG